GGGGCGGGAGGGGCAUUCCUGGUCCCGACCCUCUGUGCGGGUGGGCUCGGAGCAGGCCGCACCGGGCGGGAACCCCACUUCCACCCCGGAGGCCCCCUGCCCAUUCUCCCCCUUCCCCCCGGCCCAUGGUGCGAGGCUGGGAGCCGCCGCCCGGGCCGGACCGCGAAUAAACUACACAAGCAAAUCUCAAAUCUGGCUGUACCCUGAGAACUUUUUAAAACUACUGGUGCCUGGGCCCCAGUCCAGACUAAUGAAGUCAAAAUGAGGAGGGUGCCCCGCUUUAAGUUUCCCAGCUAUCUCUGAAGGGCACAAAUCAGAAAGCAGCAUGCCUCCUAAUAAAGAGGCCAGCAGUCUUAAUACCUCCCCUGCGGGGCUCAUCUGCCUCCCUCCAAUCUCUGAGGAGCUCCAGCUUGUGUGGACCCAGGCAGCUCAGACCAGUGAGCUAGAUGGCAACGAACACCUGCUACAAACCUUCAGCUACUUUCCCUAUCCCAGUCUAGCAGACAUUGCCCUUCUCUGUCUACGCUAUGGGCUGCAGAUGGAGAAAGUCAAGACUUGGUUCAUGGCCCAGCGCCUCCGCUGUGGCAUUAGCUGGUCAUCUGAAGAAAUAGAAGAGACUCGAGCCCGAGUGGUCUAUCACAGGGACCAACUCCACUUCAAAUCCCUUCUCUCUUUUACUCAUCAUGCAGGACGGCCUCCAGAGGAGGUGCCUCCUUCUCCAGUGCCACCUUCAGAACAAGUUAGUCUUGGAAUAGUGCCCCUGACUCUUAGUGAGCCCACCCAGAUGAAGGGAUUGAAGGUAGAACCCGAGGACCCCUCAGAGCCAAUGAGUCUCCAGAAAGCAAAGGAACCCCUGAUAGCACCUGGCAGUGGGGCAUUCUCCCACCAAUCAGAAUUUUGGCAGGAUCUUCAAAGCAGUGGCCUCUCUAAGGAGCAGGCAGGUAGGGGUCCCGACCAGUCACAUGGCCUAGGUACUGCUUGCUGGAACCACUCCACAGCUGUCCAGCCGCAUACUCGGGAUAAACCCCCACCAGUCUCAUUACUUGCCAGUAGUUGUAAGCAGGGGUCAACAUGUAAUGUGACUCCUCCUUCUUCCUCUACCUCUUCUUCCUCUUUCCAGGUACUGGCUAAUGGAAUUACAGUCACCUCUAAACCCCUCCAGCCACUGGGCUGUCUCCCACAGCCACUGUCACCCAAUGAACAGGCUCUACCCAUACAUGUAGAGCCAGCCUGGCCCCAGAGGCUAAGGCCUAACUCAGUACUAGGUAAGGUCGGGCCUGCAGAAUACCUUUCCCCGGAUACCCAACGUCCUCGAAAGACCAAGCGCAAAACCAAAGAGCAGUUGGCCAUCCUCAAAUCGUUUUUUUUACAGUGCCAAUGGGCACGACGCGAGGAUUACCAUAAAUUAGAACAGAUCACUGGUUUACCUCGGCCUGAGAUUAUUCAGUGGUUUGGUGACACACGCUAUGCCUUGAAGCAUGGGCAACUAAAAUGGUUUCGGGACAAUGCAGUACCUGGAGCCCCUGGUUUCCAGGAUCCAGCAAUUCCCACACCUUCGCCUUCAACCCGCUCCUUGAAUGAAUGGGCUGAGACACCACCUCUGCCGAUGCCCCCACCUCCACCGGAUAUACAGCCCUUGGAGAGGUACUGGGCAACCCACCAACAGUUACGGGAAAGUGAUGUCCCUCAACUGAGUGAGGCGUCAAGGCUUAGCACCCAGCAGGUACUGGAUUGGUUUGAUUCUCGAUUGCCUGAGCCAGCUGAGGUGGUGGUUUGUCUAGAUGAAGAGGAAGAGGAGGAGGAGGAAGAAUUGCCAGAAGAUGAAGAAGAGGAGGAAGAGGAGGAUAACAGCGACGAUGAUGAUGACGACGACAACGACGACGACGACGAUGAUGAUGAUGUGAUCAUACAGGACUGAAUGGGGGCUAUGGGAGGGGCAGUCUUACUAAAAGACAAACCAACUUAGUAACUGUUUAAACAAAGAAACCACAUUUUUAAAAUUACCUUGUGGCAAAGAACUAAAAGCUUUGUGUUCUUAGGGUUCGGGGAAAGGUGGAUGUUGUGAGGGUGGACCAGGGAGGAUGAGCAUAGGGCACAAAGUGAGGUGGGGACUGAAUGGGCAGAAACCCAGGCCUCUAGCCUCAAUGAAAUGCUAAGGAUCUAGUCCAAACUAUGGGCUGGGUAAAGGCUCUUGCUCUCAUCUGCUGUUCUUUUCCCUUCGUGCACUACAGAGAGGCCAGACCUUAGUCCCAUUGGGAAGGAGUAAAAAUUUUGAUAGAAUUUAUUACAAUGCAUCCCCUAGUCCCACCAUUUUCCCUGGAAUAUAAAGCUGCCUUGCACCUCUCUUUUUCUCUGAGCACAAGUCCAUGCAUAAUGCAGCUAAGAAUCUCAGUAUGUCCCAGUCUCACAAAUAUUUCAACUCUUCCUCAUACCAACUCUAUAUGCUUGACCUGCUUCCAAUUUUGAGUGGCACACGAAGGAGAAUGUUUUCAUUUCUGAUACUGGGACCACUUUGCCUUGUACCUUUUUAACUCUUUCCAAAAUCCCCAUUCUCUUCACUAUGUCUCAGGGUAAAUCUUCCCCACGGAGCUUGUGAAAAAGUUUAAUAACUGGGUGGAGAAUAAUUUAGACUGGAUAUUUAUUGGAGGUGGGAAUUAGGAGAGGCGUCCUUUUAAAAAAGUAGAAUUAGGUUACAGAAGUGUAGAGGAGAGGGAAUGGUUUCUACUGUUCAGAGGACUGCAGGUAGGUUCCAGGUUUGGUUUUACAAGCCUGACACUCCCUCCUGCCCAACUUGAUAUAGACUGGUUUUACAUCUUUCUGGUGUUUAAAUUUGUAUCCAGAAAAGAGAUGUUUCCCUCUCUUUAUAGGAUGAGUCUUGGGGGACAAGAGGGAUCAUGGUCUUUAACUGAAGUUAUUGAUGUUUCAGAAUGGUUUUCAUCAGCUGGGGUCAGAUAUAAUGAUAUCAAAUGGAUUAAUCAUCUAGAAAUGAGAGUGGAAGCCCUAAAUUGCUAGAAUAAUAAAAAGGUCAAAAAUAAAAUUGUU
This is a messenger RNA of Molossus molossus (Pallas's mastiff bat), 3042 nucleotides long. RefSeq names its product homeobox and leucine zipper encoding (gene HOMEZ). Gene Ontology annotation, molecular function: DNA-binding transcription factor activity, RNA polymerase II-specific; DNA binding. NCBI's taxonomy places the organism in Eukaryota, Metazoa, Chordata, Mammalia, Chiroptera, Molossidae. Gene Ontology annotation, cellular component: nucleus. The transcript has 3 exons. Bases 326 to 1918 code for a protein of 530 amino acids. The record is from RefSeq and is a predicted model, not a curated record. Gene Ontology annotation, biological process: regulation of transcription by RNA polymerase II.